GGCAGACUAAUCACGGGGAAUAAUAACAAAAUGAUGACGUUGGCUUCUGUGUCCUGUUCCGGUGGCGGAAGAUGGCUGACGGUGGACCCAUAACAGCGAGAAGAUGCGACUCCAGCUCUCUGUCCUCUGUGAGUAUGGACACCAUCUCUGCCCUGACGGAGCUGGAGGACCUGGAGAAAAUUUACCAGCAGCUCUGCGAGGAGGAGAAAGAGGUGGAAACAGAGUUGGACAGACUGGUAGGGCAGGAGGGGGCCAUUCACACUAAAAUGCUGGCACUACACAGGAUGGGACCCAACCUCCAGCUGAUUGGAGGAGAUGCCAGCCAGCUGUCGGGCAUGAUCACUUUUACCUGCAGCCUGGCUGAAAACGUCAGCCAUAAAGUACGACAGCUAGACCUGGCAAAGACGCGGCUGUAUAACGUCAUCCAGCGUGCCGAUGAUAUCCUCGACCUGAAAUUCUGCACAGACGGGGUGCAGACAGCUCUGCGUAAUGAAGAUUACGAACAGGCCGCUGCUCACAUCCAUCGAUACCUGUCUCUGGACCAGUCCGUUAUCGAGCUGAGCAGGCAGGGAGAAGAAAGCAGCGCUGUGGACGCCAGUCUGGUCCUACUGCAGGAAGCAGAGCAGAAACUAAAGGUCAUUGUUGCAGAGAAGCUUGAUGAAGCCGUAGCAGCAGUCGACCUGGCACAGGUGGAAAGGUUUUUCAAGAUCUUCCCUCUUCUGGGCCUCCACCAGCAAGGCCUCGCUCGAUUUGGCCAGUAUCUCUGCAGUCAGCUUGCCUCCAAAGCUGAGGAGAACCUGCUGCUAGCGACUGGAGCAGAUCUGGGUGAGAAGAGAGCUCUGCUGAUAUUUGCAGACACGCUAACGCUGCUGCUGGAAGGUAUCGCUCGCGUUGUGGAGACCCAUCAGCCAAUAGUAGAGACGUACUACGGUCCAGGCCAUUUGUACACGCUCAUCACUCACCUGCAGCAGGAAUGUGAUCGCCAGGCCCAAAAAAUAGUCGACAGGUUCAUCCAGCAGAGAGGAUACCACGCUAAGUUUCAGGUCGUCCAAAGCAGCAUGAUGAAGAGUGUUCCAGGGGAGAGGAUCGAGCCGAGGGAGCUGGAUCCCGUCCUGGCAGAAGUCACUCUGAUGAACGCGAGGGCGGAGCUCUACCUGCGCUUUCUACGUCGCCGUGUGAUGGCCGACUUUGAAGUUGGGGACGCUCAGAGCAUCACACAGGAGCAUCAGCAGAAUGUGGAGAAGCUGCUGAAACACUGCCUGCUGAGCACGAUGAUGCAGGAGCUGAUUGGUUAUUACAUUCCCAUGGAAGAGUACUACAUGAGAGAGUCUGUCAACAAGGCUGUUGCUAUGGACACAUAUGAAAAGGGACAGCUGACCAGCAGCAUGGUGGACGACUGUUUCUACAUUGUGAAAAAGUGCAUCAGCAGAGCUUUAUCCAGCUCCAGCAUCGACUGCCUCUGUGCGAUGAUCAACCACGCCAACUCCGUGCUGGAGUCUGACUUCAGGGAGGUCUUGUAUAACAAGCUGCGGCAGGGCUUCCCGGCUACCACACUGCAGGACAUCCAGCGUGGUGUCAGCAGCGCGGUCAGUCUGAUGCAGAGCAGCUUACAGCAGGGCAAGUUCAACACACUGGGCAUCGAGAGCACCGAAGACGCCAAGGCUGCAUUCCUGGUGACCCUGAAUAACGUCGAGGUGUGCAGUGAGAACAUCACAACUUUAAAGAGGAACCUGGAGAAUGACUGCUCCAAGUUGUUCAGUCAGGGGGUCGGCUCUGGAGAUCAAGCCAAGAUUGAGAGCUGUUUGUCCGACCUCGUCAGCACGUCCACAAAGUUCAAAGAUCUGUUACAGGAGGGUCUGACGGAGCUAAACACAACAGCCAUAAAGCCUCAGGUCAAACCCUGGAUCAGCAGCUUCCUGUCCAUCUCACAUAACAUAGAGGAGGAGGAGUUUAAUGACUAUGAAGCUAAUGACCCCUGGGUGCAGCAGCUCAUCGUCAACUUGGAGCAGCUGAUGACAGAGUUUAAGACGGCCCUCUCCCCGGUCAUCUACGACACGCUGACCAGCCUGAUGACCAGUCUGAUAGCUAUUGAAAUGGAGAAGACGGUCCUCAAAUGCUCGUUCAGCAGGCUCGGGGGGUUGCAGUUCGAUAAAGAGCUCCGGUCUCUUGUGGCAUACCUCACCACCGUGACAACCUGGACCAUCAGAGACAAGUUCGCUCGCCUCACACAGAUGGCCACCAUUCUCAACCUUGAGCGGGUAACUGAGAUCUUGGAUUACUGGGGCACUAAUUCAGGUCCCCUGACGUGGCGACUGACGCCGGCAGAGGUGCGUCAGGUCCUGGCGCUGCGCAUCGACUUCCGAAGCGAGGACAUUAAGAGGCUGCGAUUGUAACCCUCGGAACUGGUGUGCGGGUGCCUUUCAUUGCUGUGAUAGUUUUCACUGCAGAACUCUGUUUGCAUUUCUGUGGAGUACGGACAAGCCGAGGAUUUCUUUCUCUUUGAAUGCAUGGGGGGGUUCAGACCUUCAACUCUUCACCCCUGACUGAUGACAUUCUAUAUCAUUAUAGCCGGGCUUUUAUGGGGCAGGGAUUGUGACGAAUUUGAUAGGAAUUAACUGUAAAAUAUGAGAAUGUUCUGUUAAAUGUUUAAUUAAAAGCGUGACUGUGUAAUUAUA
This is a messenger RNA of Oreochromis aureus, 2675 nucleotides long. RefSeq names its product component of oligomeric golgi complex 4 (gene cog4). The coding region runs from base 72 to 2393 and encodes 773 amino acids. NCBI's taxonomy places the organism in Eukaryota, Metazoa, Chordata, Actinopteri, Cichliformes, Cichlidae. The transcript is spliced from 19 exons. The record is from RefSeq and is a predicted model, not a curated record.